Messenger RNA from Opisthorchis viverrini, 411 nucleotides. RefSeq lists its product as hypothetical. The annotation marks the transcript as partial. The transcript is spliced from 3 exons. The record is from RefSeq and is a predicted model, not a curated record. Lineage: Eukaryota; Metazoa; Platyhelminthes; Trematoda; Opisthorchiida; Opisthorchiidae.
AUGCCACCUACUCGCUGGUUUGUACAAGAGGUUGGGUUAAAUGACCCAAUGAGAUUUGAAGUGACUUUCGGCCCCGUCUUAAAGAACUACCAUUCGUGCCACGCUGUACACAACCAGGAGCGAGAUGGCUCGGUGGUUAGAGCGAAUUUACUGACCGGAGGGUCAUUGUGGGUUGUGGCCUUGUCAUGCCAGAUAGGGGCGAGAUGGCCCAAGUGGUUAGAGCGCGAGUUUACUGACCGGAAGGUCCGUGGUUCGAAACCGACCUCCGCCUCUCGACUUCCCGGUCUAGGCUUGGGCAGCAUGGCAGUAUCCCAGCCCUCGUGCUUCAUUCGGGUGGCGUGGCAGUUAGACACCGUAAGGGUGCUACAGCUGAACCUUCUUCUUCCCGUCAAACAGCUUGAGUACAGCAAA